Sceloporus undulatus (fence lizard) is the source of this 905-nucleotide messenger RNA. RefSeq names its product coiled-coil domain-containing protein 157-like. NCBI's taxonomy places the organism in Eukaryota, Metazoa, Chordata, Lepidosauria, Squamata, Phrynosomatidae. The record is from RefSeq and is a predicted model, not a curated record. The transcript is spliced from 5 exons. The annotation marks the transcript as partial.
UGGUGCACAGGAACGGUGGGCCAUGCAACAAGGGUCCUCCUCCUGGUCCGCUCCUAAACUGCCAUGCCUUCCACAGAGCAGGCCAAAGGGGAUAUGCUGCAGGAGAUGCGCUUGAAGACAAGGCCGAAGUGGAGAGCCGGGAGGAGCGGCUAGAGGUCCUGGCUGGUCAGCUGGAGGCGGUCAAGAGGCAGCUGGGCCUGGCCACGACGAAGCUGGACAAGGAGAAGGCCAAGGUGGAGAGCGUGCUCCGGCACAAAGAGUCUCUCCAGGCCAAGCAGAGAGCCCUGAUGCAGCAGCUGGACCGCCUGGACCAAGAGUGCGAGCAGCUGAGGGCCGGCCUGGCCGACAGCGAAGAGGCGCAUGUCCUGAUAAAGGAGAGCGUGAAGGAGAUGCAAGAAGGGAGGCAGCAGACCCAGCGUCGGCUGGAGGAGCAGCAGAGGCUGACAGAGAAAGCAGAGCAGGAGAAGCUGCGCAUGGAGCAGUGCGCCUCUGAGCUGCGGAGGACCAUCUCGGAGCUGGGGGAACUGGUCCGGGAGACGAAGAAGAGGGAGAGGUUGCUGGUGUUGUACCCAGACCUUCAUGUCCCUGUGGAGGCACACUUUGAAGGCACCGGGGACGUCAUGGAAGACAUAGGGAAGCAGCUCCGGGCCAACAACAUCCAGAUCAGCGUCCUGGAGGAGGAGAACACGCGGCUGCGCGCUGCCCUGGCCAAGAUGGAGGAGGCCACACUACUACGGGAAGAAACAAAGAUUAUGCCGCCAACCCAGCUGUGGAUCGCAUCUGACGCAGACAACCCAUACGAAAACGGUGGGCCGUGCUCUCCAAUGGGGUGAGUAGAUGGUUUUGUAGCACCUCUGAUGCAGAAAAGGUUUGGUGACAGGGUAAGAAAGGAGACUGAAAGUCAC